AUGUCUCAAUUCCCGGACUACUACAAGAUUCUGAACCUUAACAAAUCUGCUUCGCAGGAAGAAGUUCGUCAGGCUUACAGAAAGGAAUCUCUGAAGACUCAUCCAGAUAGGCUUGUCAAUGCAACACAGGCUGAGAUAAAGAAAGCGACAGAGCGCUUCCAAGCGGUAGCAGAUGCCUACUACGUCCUCUCCGAUCCUAAGCGUCGCAGUGAAUACGAUAGCAUAUACAGGACUCGUGCUGAUAGGACAGCUGACCCGGGAUCCUCCUCGAGCUUCUUCUCCGGGAUGUUUGGAAACGGAAAUGCUCAUCAGUCCAGAAAUACGCAACCCAAUGCCGAAGGUGUAUUUGCCGAUGCCUUCGAAGAGCUACUGAGACCAGAGGUUGAGAGUCGUGUGCCCUGGUGGAGUUGGUUCGGUGCUAUCUCAGGGGCAGGCCUUGGUUUCAUCAUUGCCAAUGUUCCUGGCCUUAUGGUCGGCGCAUUUGCAGGCAACCGAAUAGGUGCUGUGAGAGAUGCAAAGGGCAAGUCUGUCGCCGCUGUUUUCAAUGACCUCGGGGGACAACAGAAAGCCGAGAUACUGCGGGCCCUUGCUUUGAAGGUUUUGGGUUCUGCGCUCUAG
Psilocybe cubensis is the source of this 618-nucleotide messenger RNA. RefSeq lists its product as uncharacterized. Bases 1 to 618 code for a protein of 205 amino acids. The record is from RefSeq and is a predicted model, not a curated record. Gene Ontology annotation, molecular function: protein folding chaperone; protein-folding chaperone binding. Lineage: Eukaryota; Fungi; Basidiomycota; Agaricomycetes; Agaricales; Agrocybaceae. The transcript is spliced from 5 exons. Gene Ontology annotation, cellular component: nucleus; cytoplasm.